AUGACGUACAAUUACAAUCUUUUGGCGGAGUUAUAUAAAAAAGAAAAACAUUUCCAAAAGGUUUACACUGAAUUUCGGCCGAAUUUAAAAGGUUAGUAGGGAUUUGUUUUGGAUAAAAUGUGUCACUAAUUAAUGCUUUCCAGCAACACCAGUAACGGUAAAAUUCUAUGCCCGCCACGAAGCUAACGUCAAUAAAGGUGAACCAAAUCUACAUUACAUAGAACUAUUAGCGCAAGCCAAAUCUUCAGGAGCGAAAAAUAUAUUUUCUUCUCCAAUAACAGAAAAUCAAAGGUAAAAUAAAUUGUUUUUAAACAUUCGACCUUCUAUUCUCCAGGCUAGAGAUACAUUGAUAAUAUUAAAUUACUAUGCUGAGUUUCUCAUUUGUUUUAUCAAAUAUAAAUUAUAGGCAAUAAUAAUAUAAUUAAACUGCCUUUUUUUUCAGAUAUGGGUGGUAUGACAAACCAUUAAUUUCACUAUCAGAAAACAAAUUGCACUUCCCAUACAUAGAAGCACCAGAAAUAAAAUUAGACCUUAUAUUGAAAGAGAACUAUAAAAACAAAGUGCCAUUUUCUGGAAUACCAUUUAAACUAUAA
This is a messenger RNA of Cinara cedri, 593 nucleotides long. The record is from the annotation of a GenBank genome assembly. NCBI's taxonomy places the organism in Eukaryota, Metazoa, Arthropoda, Insecta, Hemiptera, Aphididae.